Messenger RNA from Rhagoletis zephyria (snowberry fruit fly), 596 nucleotides. RefSeq names its product probable ubiquitin carboxyl-terminal hydrolase FAF. NCBI's taxonomy places the organism in Eukaryota, Metazoa, Arthropoda, Insecta, Diptera, Tephritidae. The record is from RefSeq and is a predicted model, not a curated record.
GCAUACAUUUGAUGCCAAUAGCUUUCGCAACAAACAAGCCAGUUCUCAAAGAGUCCAAAUUGAUUUUAGUCAUGCAACUCCGCCAUAGACACACCAGUUGCUGGAGUACCAAAAAGCUGUGAUGACAGUAUUUUAAUUGAUCCACGACAAUCGGUGGCAUAUGGAAUGCGUGAUGGAAAUUUUCUGUUACAUUAAGAAGCUAAUAGAGGGCAGAGCUGUUGGUGAGGAAGGUGUCGAGUUACUGCAGUACUGCAACUGGGAAAAUCCACAUUUCGCACGUGCCCCACUCGUAUGGAAUAGUAGCUUAUGUCAAAAGGCUGGUUUUAGUAUAAUGCGGCAUUCGCAGCAUACCCUCACUGGCGCCGAGCCGUUGAAGAAAUUUUGGCAAAUAAACGUGCAAGAAAUAGUUCCGAUACUAGCACGCCCAUAUUCUUGUUAAGGGUCAUCAAAAAAUUCCUUGUGUUGUAAAUAAUAAAGGGAAUGCCGGAUUAUACUAAAGCCAGCUUCCCGACAUAAACUACUAUUCCAUACGAACACAGAAAUAUAAAUGUAUCUAAAACUGAAUAACUCAAAUCAAAUUGGAUUGCAUUUACAUA